Scatophagus argus is the source of this 1509-nucleotide messenger RNA. RefSeq names its product cofilin 2 (muscle) (gene cfl2). Gene Ontology annotation, cellular component: cytoplasm; actin cortical patch; actin cytoskeleton. Gene Ontology annotation, biological process: actin filament severing; cell motility; actin filament fragmentation. Bases 153 to 653 code for a protein of 166 amino acids. Gene Ontology annotation, molecular function: actin filament binding. The transcript is spliced from 4 exons. NCBI's taxonomy places the organism in Eukaryota, Metazoa, Chordata, Actinopteri, Scatophagidae. The record is from RefSeq and is a predicted model, not a curated record.
ACAGUAACCGCUGCGUGGCCCCGCCUCCCUGCCCUCCUCCCUCCUCCUCCUCUUCCUCUUGCUCCGGUCGGACGGCCACAUUCCCCGCUACCUUUCACCCCUGAGAAGCCCUGAUCUGACGGCGAAGCAGCGCGGACAAACCCCAGGACAACAUGGCGUCAGGUGUCACAGUGAACGAUGAGGUCAUCAGGGUGUUCAACGACAUGAAGGUGAGGAAAUCUUCAACUCAGGACGAGGUGAAGAAGAGGAAGAAGGCGGUGCUGUUCUGUCUGAGUGAGGACAGGAAGAAGAUCAUUGUGGAGGAGGGCAAGCAGAUCCUGGUGGGGGACAUCGGAGAGACGGUGGACGACCCCUACGCCUGCUUUGUCAAGCUCCUCCCCCUCAACGACUGCAGAUACGGCCUGUAUGAUGCCACCUAUGAGACCAAGGAAUCCAAGAAGGAGGAUCUCGUCUUCAUCUUCUGGGCUCCAGAUGGCGCUCCGCUGAAGAGCAAGAUGAUCUACGCCAGCUCUAAAGAUGCCAUCAAAAAGAAGUUUACAGGUAUCAAACACGAGUGGCAGGUGAACGGGCUGGACGACAUCCAGGACCGCAGCACUCUGGCUGAGAAGCUGGGCGGUAAUGUGGUGGUGUCUCUGGAGGGCAAGCCUUUGUGAUGUCAUCACACCGAGCCAAGCGGAGCCGAGCCAACCGCCGUGCCAUCCGGACCGAAGCACCUGACCCCACCUGAACACCGCCGCUUCACUCAGCAGCUUGCUCUGUCUGUAUCCCUGUCCCGAAGGAGUUAGCGUCUUUAGGCCUCUUUGUUUUCGUUGUUUUUGUUUUGUUUUUGUUGUUGUUUUAUUAUUUUUUUUUUUUUGCUUUUUUCCAACAUGAAGGAGAUCUCAUUAACAUAAUGACAUGCAAACACCUCCCAGUUUGUUGCCACAUGACUUCUGUUCACCUGGCAGGAAACAGCGACACACUACCAAACCCCAGGACGGUUGUCUCUCUCUCACAGCCAGAGUUUUGCCAAAAAGUCGAUGUGAAGGAAGCAGCCACAUGUGUCGGCGCCGCGAGGCUCCGCCUCCCGCAGCUUUUUACAUAUGACUUUAUUUAUUAUUGUAAACUGUUGUUCUGUUGGAAGCAGGCAGACGUAUUGUCAGACUAUGCAUUGAGAAGAGAAGAUUAUGACCCAGCACUUUUUGUUGAAACACUACAGGUUGAGACAGAACGUUAAAUUCUCUGUGUUUGUCACCAAGCUAACAUUUGUUUACCUCAGCUUUCAUUCCUGUUGGACUCAACGUCAUUCUAGCUGUUUGGUCGUCGCCUUACUUUCAGUUUGAAUGUAAUCGUCACACCAGUUAGUUAGGGUGCACUUUUAUUUUGUAAAGAAACACUACAGGAAGCAGAUUUGACCCCAGCAUUGAGAGACGACCCAACAACAACACGACAUCUGGAGCCUUAAAGUGGAACGUUGUUUCUGAGAUCACAGGAAGCCACUUUGCAAAUAAAAGCCUGUGGCAGAUCUGA